AAACAAAAAAACCCCAUCUUUUCUUAUCUGCGUUUCGAGGGGUUCCUAACAGAAAAGUCAAAACUCGGUGCUUCUUCCAAAUUCCACAGAAACUCAGAGAGAAGUAGAAGAAAUGGGAGAAGGAGGAGAAGAUCCACAGAAACUGAAGAAAAUAGCAGCGGCAGCAUACGACUACGAGAACGAUCCGAGAUGGGCAGAUUACUGGUCCAACAUCCUCAUUCCUCCUCACAUGGCUUCCCGUUCCGACGUCGUCGACCACUUUAAGCGCAAAUUCUACCAAAAAUACAUCGACCCUGGUCUAGUGGUUGAGCCAAUGACUACCAGCAAUUCAUCCCAACCAGCAAGGCCAUCACCCGCGCAACCUUCAUCUUCGUCGUCCACAACUUCUAAUAACCAGCCAAGACAACGUAACUCUGGACCAGCUAGUAGAACUUCUGGGACGUCAUCAACCCCAGCUUCAAAUCCAACAUCACUUCGAUGGGACCGACAUACUAUACAAUUUUCAGUGAAUGCUUGGGUUUUUGUUGUGGCAGUUCUCGCAGUUUUUCCGCUUACACCUACAAUUCUGUCAAACAGAGCAUAUCGAUUGUCCUUUUUGGGAACUGCAUGUUCUUCCUUAUAUUCAUUAUACUCAUUAUAUGGGAAGCCAAGGGCUUGGAAUUUGCAAGCAGUGCAAGUUUGGUUGCAGUCAGUGAUUGUGACAAAAGAUUUCAUCUACUUCAUUUACUGCCUUACUUUUGUAACUUCCCAUCUUUACCUGAAAUUUGCUUUGAUUCCUGUUUCAUGCCGAGCACUUGAACAUGUCGCGAAAUUCCUGCGACGUAACUUCAGCACAUCUUCUUUGUACAGGAAGUACUUGGAAGAGGCUUGCGUAUGGGUUGAGUCAAACGUAACUACUCUUAGCAUACUGUCUUCACAGGCUGAGAUUGGGCUGGGAUUUCUUCUAGUUGUCUCUCUAUUAUCGUGGCAGCGUAAUAUUAUACAAACAUUCAUGUACUGGCAGCUAUUGAAGCUUAUGUAUCAUGCUCCUGCCACAGCUGGUUACCAUCAGAGUGUGUGGGCUAAGAUUGGGAGGCUUGUAAAUCCUCUUGUUCAACGAUAUGCCCCGUUCAUGAAUACUCCUAUUUCUACUAUUCAGAGAUGGUGGUUCAGGUAGAAGACGUGCUGAACGAUAUACAAGAGUUGUAGUGCAGGAAAUACUUCUUUGGGAUUUUACUUUGUCCUGAAGGAUGAAUAUAUAAACUAGAAUUAUCUAUCUAGUUCCUAAUAAUUGCCUUCGGGGUUACUUACCAAAUUUUCCCAUUUUCACCUAGAGGGAUGUGACAAUACGUUAUUUUCCUCUGUUCAACUCUUUUGUUUUCUUGCUUUAAUCUCGUCCGUCGAAGUAUGAUUUACCUAUACGUAGGUUCUUUUUUACUAUCAACUAUUUAUUUCUGUUUC
Molecule: messenger RNA, 1440 nt
Organism: Nicotiana tabacum (common tobacco)
Lineage: Eukaryota; Viridiplantae; Streptophyta; Magnoliopsida; Solanales; Solanaceae
Biological process (GO): endoplasmic reticulum tubular network organization; membrane organization
Cellular component (GO): membrane; endoplasmic reticulum
Source: RefSeq, a predicted model, not a curated record